Molecule: messenger RNA, 833 nt
Organism: Carica papaya (papaya)
Lineage: Eukaryota; Viridiplantae; Streptophyta; Magnoliopsida; Brassicales; Caricaceae
Gene: OEP16-1
Product: outer plastid envelope protein 16-1
Biological process (GO): protein import into chloroplast stroma
Cellular component (GO): chloroplast outer membrane
Molecular function (GO): amino acid transmembrane transporter activity
Source: RefSeq, a predicted model, not a curated record
CUUCCCCUCAACCAGCGCCGGACAUACUGGUUUUAGCAGUUGCAGUGAUGGCAUUGCCGUAAAUUCACUUCCCUGGUCUUCUUUUUCAUUUCCAAGCAAUCCACAUUAUUUACAUAUACUUGUGUGCAUAUAAAGAUUCAGAGUAGAAGAUAUUUAAGAAAAAAUACAAAACAAGCCAUAUAUAUACGCACACAGAUCGAGAGGGGUGAAAGUAUUAGUCUGUUAAGUGAAGAAGAAGAAGAAGAAGAGGAAGAAGAAGAUGCCGAUGAGCAGAUUCGCAGGUUCACUAUCGACGCCGAAGGUCGACGUGACAAUAGACAUGGGCAAUCCCUUCCUCAAUCUCACCGUCGACGGUUUCCUCAAGAUCGGAACAGUUGCGGCUACUAGAGUACUUGCAAAGGAUGCCUACCAUGUCGUCAGGAAAGGGAAUUUUUCAGGCCACAAUUUUGAGCAUACAUUGAAGAAAAUGUGCAAAGAAGGUGCUUACUAUGGAACUCUGGCCGGAGUAUAUGUUGGAAUGCAUUAUGGGGCAGAGAAGAUUAGAGGAACCAAAGACUGGAAGAAUGCAAUGAUUGGGGGAGCAUUGACAGGAGCACUGGUUUCUGCAGCAAGUAACAAAGACAGAGAUAAGAUAAUGAUAGAUGCCAUCACAGGAGGUGCCGUUGCUACUGCUUCAGAGUUUCUCAACUAUCUAACCUGAACCCUUACUACCGUUGUUGUUCUCAACUAUGUGGGAAAAUGAAGGAGGCAAUGUAGUUGUUUUGCUCUUCAAGGAUUUCUAGUUGUAAGCAAAGGAAAACCUCAGUGUUAAAUAAAAUGCUUUCUUUACUCAA